CAACCCAGCUGACUGACCACGACCACGUGACUUUGCGGAAGUGAGAGGAGAAAAUGCGCCGAUCUUAAGCGGUGUACUGUGAGAAUGCUGCGCAGUUUUGCCCUGUUUUUGUUUCUCUUUGGUUGCGUGAGCAAAGCGUUGUGCGUUCAGGGUUCAUGCGGGACUCGGUCAGAAGACGCAGCCCCGCAGGGAGCGGCGGGCUGCGGCUGCGGGCAGCUGAGGAGGGACGGUGCUGUGGAGCCUGUGGAGCCUGUGGAGGACAGGACAGCCUCUGAAGAGCCAGCUGACAAAUACUCAAGAGGCGCCAAUGAGAGGCUGCCUGAGGGUCGGGCAGAUGAGAAGGAGAUGCAAAGUCAGAUGGUGCUGAUUACUGGAGGAGAGUUCCUGAUGGGAACAGACGACCCAGGCAUCCCUGCAGAUGGAGAGGGCCCUCAGAGGUUGGUGCUUCUGGAUUCCUUCUACAUGGACAUCCAGGAAGUCACUAACCAACAGUUUCAGAACUUCGUCAGUGUCACAGGAUACAUUACUGAGGCGGAGAAAUUUGGAGACUCGUUUGUAUUUGAGGGAAUUUUGAGCGAGAGUGUCAAAAACCAAAUCACUCAGGCGGUGGCCGCUGCUCCCUGGUGGCUUCCAGUCAAAGGGGCCAACUGGAAGCACCCUGAUGGUCCAGACUCCAACAUCACAGACAGGCUGGACCAUCCUGUUCUGCAUGUGUCCUGGGCGGAUGCUGUUGCCUACUGCUCCUGGGCCAACAAGAGACUUCCUACAGAGGCAGAAUGGGAAUACGCCUGUAGGGGUGGCCUUAAAGACAGGCUUUACCCCUGGGGAAAUAAGUUGAACCCAAAAGGACAACACUAUGCCAACCUCUGGCAGGGGGAAUUCCCCAACCAUAACUCUGGAGAGGAUGGAUACAUCAAAACUUCACCGGUGAUGUCCUUUCCUGCUAAUGGUUUUGGACUGUAUGACAUAGUGGGGAACGCAUGGGAAUGGACCUCAGACUGGUGGACUGUGCAUCAUAACGCAGACCAGCAACACAACCCCACGGGUCCUCCGUCAGGCACAGACAAGGUGAAGAAGGGAGGGUCAUACAUGUGCCACAAGUCUUACUGUUACAGAUACCGAUGUGCAGCUCGAAGCCAAAACACCCCGGACAGCUCAGCCUCUAAUCUUGGUUUUCGCUGUGUCUCCCGGGAGCAACAGUGACCUGACCUGCUUGUCUUAAACACAAAAUCCGUUCUUCCAGCUGCCCUCUAACCCCAGUGUCAGUUGUAAAGUAAAUCAAUGAAAGGAAUUUAAUAGAGGCUCUCUUAUGUGCCUUAACAUGCAUCUGAAGUUGAUGGUUUUUCUAUUAAAAAAAAGUCAGAGGGUAUGAAACAGCUUGGAGAAUGUCUUACCUUCCAGCAGAUAUUCUCAGAAAUGUAACGUUUUGCAUUUUUUCAGACUUCGUUGAUAGCACUGAAUAACGUCACGUCAUGCUGAUUGCGUUUCUGUUUGGGUCGAAGAACUUUUUAGUGGCAAAGAUCAGUGUGGUCUUGUAAAUGUCAAAAAAAUCUCUGCACACAGGUUGUGAUUAUCAGCAAAUGGCUGGUUGAGAUACAUACACAAAGUCCAUGUGAAGUGUGGAAUUGCUUUAAAGUUAUUGUAAAGUACUGUAAUAUAAUGUUUUCAAACGCUGAUAAAUGUGUGACAAAUGGGAUCUCAAACAAUCCCGUUAGUCUUUCUUUUUCAAUUUCUUAAUUAUUCAUAAUAAAAAA
Morone saxatilis (striped sea-bass) is the source of this 1754-nucleotide messenger RNA. RefSeq names its product sulfatase modifying factor 1 (gene sumf1). Bases 85 to 1203 code for a protein of 372 amino acids. NCBI's taxonomy places the organism in Eukaryota, Metazoa, Chordata, Actinopteri, Moronidae. The record is from RefSeq and is a predicted model, not a curated record. The transcript is spliced from 9 exons. Gene Ontology annotation, cellular component: endoplasmic reticulum.